CGGAGAACUGGACCGAUACCCGUGAGACGCUGCUGGAGGGGAUGCUCUUCAGUCUCAAGUACAUGGGCAUGACGCUGGUGGAACAGCCCAAGGGAGAGGAGCUCUCUGCGGCCGCCGUCAAAAGGAUCGUCGCCACCGCGAAAGCAAGUGGGAAGAAACUGCAGAAAGUGACUCUGAAAGUCUCACCCCGAGGAAUUGUGUUAAAUGACAGCGGAACGAACGAGCUGAUUGAGAACAUCUCCAUAUACAGGAUAUCCUACUGCACGGCAGACAAGAUCCACGAUAAAGUGUUUGCCUACAUUGCCCAGAACCAGCUCAAUGAGAACCUGGAGUGCCAUGCCUUCCUCUGUACCAAACGGAAAAUGGCACAAGCAGUCACCCUCACCGUAGCCCAGGCUUUCAGAAUCGCAUUUGAGUUCUGGCAAGCGGCUAAGGAAGAGAAGGAGAAGCGGGAAAGGUCCAUCUCAGAAGGAGAAGGGACGAGCAGCCCCAGCUUGGAUGCCCCCGCCUGUCCUGACACAUCAGCAGCCACAGGGAACUUGCUGGAUUUAGAAGAUCCUGCCAAAUCGCCCCUGACCAGCAGCGCAAACUCCCCACACUUAGGUAACAACACGUUUGGCUCCAGCUCCUCUGUAAACAACGACGUGGUGUGGGAAAUGGAUGAUGGUCUCGACGAGGCAUUUUCAAGACUGGCUCAGUCGAGAACAAACCCUCACGUCCUCGACACGGGACUGACGGCUCAAGACAUGCAGAGUGCAGAAACGCUCUCCCCUGUAGACUGGAACAAAAUGGAUUCCAACACGGGCGAGAAAGAUGAUCUGUUCAUGUUUUGAGGUCAAAUGCAUCGAAGAGCUGACAAGAGAAUAACCACUAAAAGUCUAUGGACUGCAUCAUGCUGUUCCGGGUGCUGUAUGCAAGGGACUCUUCUGAGGGCUUUUCACCAAGUCAGAUGAUGUUACAGCACAGUUUAGACCAAAGCUUUAGAAAUCUAAUGCAGAUUUUUGUACCUUGCUUUUAUCUAAACCACGAGAUGCUCUUGAACAUAUUUAUUCAUAGCUGUUACAGUUUACAUGUAUUAUUGGCAGGUGUGUAGAGCAUCUACAGUAUUAGGUGGCAAUAUACCAUGGAAGAACCUUCAGCAGUGCCUGUUCCUCUCUGAAAAAAAGACUAUGCAACACCAAAGUCUCUCUGUAUAUACUUUUCUAGACAAAGGUCUGCAGAUGCAAAUACAAUUGCAAGCACAACUGUUACUAAUCCACUGUUCCUUGAAGAACACAUCACCUGCCUA
Messenger RNA from Phaethon lepturus (White-tailed tropicbird), 1288 nucleotides. It is a transcript of the gene LDLRAP1, whose product is annotated as low density lipoprotein receptor adaptor protein 1. NCBI's taxonomy places the organism in Eukaryota, Metazoa, Chordata, Aves, Phaethontiformes, Phaethontidae. Gene Ontology annotation, cellular component: early endosome. The record is from RefSeq and is a predicted model, not a curated record. The coding region runs from base 42 to 833 and encodes 263 amino acids. The transcript is spliced from 8 exons.